CCGCGUGCCCGCCCCUCGCCAGCAGCAGAGGAGGAGGUGGCGGUGGCGGCUCUGGGCGAGGGAGCGCGAGGGGAGUGAGAGGCGCCGUUGCCGCCCCGGUAUCCGGCAGGACCGCGCGGAGGAGGCGGGAGCGCCCCGGCGGCGGAGGGACCUGAGUGGCGGCGGGAGCAGCAGCAGCAGCAGCAGCAGGAGGAGUCAGUGCCCGGCCCCCCCUCCCCGCGCAGCCCCGUUGCAGCCCCCCCCCUCCCUCCCGCCCUCCGCGCUCCGCAGCCACCAACAUGUCGGCGCCGGCGGCCAAAGUCAGUAAGAAGGAGCUGAACUCCAACCACGAUGGGGCCGACGAGACCUCAGAAAAAGAGCAACAGGAAGCAAUUGAGCACAUUGAUGAAGUACAGAAUGAAAUAGACAGACUGAAUGAACAAGCCAGUGAGGAAAUUUUGAAAGUAGAACAGAAAUACAACAAACUCCGCCAACCAUUCUUCCAGAAGAGGUCAGAAUUGAUCGCCAAAAUCCCGAAUUUCUGGGUAACAACAUUUGUCAACCACCCACAAGUAUCUGCACUGCUGGGAGAAGAAGAUGAGGAAGCACUGCAUUACUUGACCAGAGUUGAGGUGACAGAAUUUGAAGACAUCAAAUCAGGUUACAGAAUAGAUUUUUAUUUUGAUGAGAAUCCCUACUUUGAAAAUAAAGUUCUCUCCAAAGAGUUUCACCUCAAUGAAAGUGGAGACCCAUCUUCAAAAUCAACUGAGAUCAAAUGGAAAUCUGGAAAGGACCUGACAAAACGUUCAAGCCAGACACAGAACAAAGCCAGUAGGAAGAGGCAGCAUGAAGAGCCAGAAAGCUUCUUCACCUGGUUCACUGACCACUCUGAUGCAGGGGCUGAUGAGCUAGGAGAAGUCAUCAAGGAUGACAUCUGGCCAAAUCCCCUACAGUACUACUUGGUUCCUGAUAUGGAUGAUGAAGAAGGGGAGGGAGAGGAGGAUGACGAUGAUGAUGAAGAGGAGGAAGGAUUAGAGGAUAUUGAUGAAGAAGGAGAUGAAGAUGAGGGGGAGGAGGAUGAAGAUGAUGAUGAGGGAGAGGAAGGAGAGGAGGAUGAAGGAGAAGAUGACUAAUUGAACACUGAUGGAUUCCAAACCCCCUUUUUACCUUUUUAAUUUUUCUCCAGUCCCUGGGAGCAAGUUGCUGUCUUUUUUUUCUUGUGCUCAGUCGCCUUGUUCUCUUGAGGUCUCUUUUUCUCUCCUCUACACCAUGGUUCAAGAUUUCUUUUGGGGAAAUAUCUUGAGCAGAAUACAGUGGAAAAGAAUCUACCAGUUUCUGUUUCAAGUUCAUUUUUAUCCCUUUCUGUCUCAAAACAAAAACUGUUUAUGAAUUCAACACACCAUGUUCUGUGGGAAAAAAGAAAACCUUCUGCUCCCUUCACUCUGCUGGAAGCUGAAGAGUGCUAGGCCCCUGUGUAGUAGUGCAUAGAAUCUAGCUUUUUUCCUUCUUUCUCUGUAUAUUGGGCUCAGAGAUUACACUGUGUCUCUAUGUGAAUAUGGACAGUUAGCAUUUACCAACAUGUAUCUGUCUACUUUCUCUUGUUUAAAAAAAAAGAAAAAACGACAAAAAAAUAAAAAUAAAAAUGGGGUUAUAGAAGGUCAGCCGGGGUGGGUUUCAGAAGUUUGGGUGGGUUAAGUGGGCAUUUUGACAACAUGGCUUCUUCUCCUUUGGCAUGUUUAAUUGUGAUGUUUAACAAACAUCCUUGCAGUUUAAGAUGACACUUUUAAAAUAAAAUCUUCUCCUAAUGAUGACUUUGAGCCCUGCCACUUGAUGGAGAAUCAGCAGAACCUGUAGGAUCUUAUUUGGAAUUGACAUUCUCUAUUGUAAUUUUGUUCUUGUUUAUUUUUAAAAUUUUUUUGUUUUGGUUUUUUUUUUGGUGUUUUUUUCCUUUUUUUUCUUUUUGGGUUUUUUUUUUUUUUUUUGUUUCACUGGAAAGGAAAGAAAGAUGCUCAGUUUUAAACGUUUAAAGUGUACAAGUUGCUUUGUUACAAUAAAACUAAAUGUGUACACAAA
This is a messenger RNA of Haemorhous mexicanus (house finch), 2052 nucleotides long. It is a transcript of the gene SET, whose product is annotated as SET nuclear proto-oncogene. The record is from RefSeq and is a predicted model, not a curated record. Lineage: Eukaryota; Metazoa; Chordata; Aves; Passeriformes; Fringillidae. The transcript is spliced from 8 exons. Gene Ontology annotation, molecular function: chromatin binding; histone binding. Gene Ontology annotation, cellular component: nucleus; chromatin. The coding region runs from base 279 to 1112 and encodes 277 amino acids. Gene Ontology annotation, biological process: nucleosome assembly.